Molecule: messenger RNA, 5052 nt
Organism: Lingula anatina
Lineage: Eukaryota; Metazoa; Brachiopoda; Lingulata; Lingulida; Lingulidae
Source: RefSeq, a predicted model, not a curated record
UUACACAUGUUUCCAUGGAGUGAAAAUAAGCAAAGCAACAGUUGUUUUUAAUCUGUGUAGAGCUGGUAUAUGGUCACAGGAUGAAUGGGAAACAAAACAAGGACACGAUAUGUGGUAUACAAUGGAAUUACAUAGUUGCUGUGUUUCACUUGGUAACAUAAUGUCUUAGGCCUUCACAGGAUGGGGGUAGCCUGUGGGGACGAUGGCAAAAGGAUGUUCUGUUAAUCAAUUUUAAAUAUCAGUUCUGAAACCACGGUCGUAAAUACAAGCCAGAGUAGUCAUUGUGAAAUGCACUGAGAAACAGUUUGCCGUUUUAGCAGAGUUAGACGGUACAGGUGCCGUGUACACCCUGACAUGGAUACUAUAGCACACCUUUGCUGAUGAACAAGACCACUGAUGACCCAUCCAGACAGUGCUUCAUGAUAAGAAACCAUGAAGUGCCCAUCUUCCUCAGCUCAGAUCUGUCUUUUUAUACUUUGGUAUACCAUGCUUUGCUAUGGAGACUAUUUUACAAGUGCCCAGGCUGGGGAUUUUGGACAAGUGGAUGGUCCUCAACAGAUGACAGAAGAAACUGGUAUAACUACAGAUGUGACUUCAAGUAUUGAGACAGUAUCAACAGGCUCAGAUCAAACAGCAUUCCUUGGAGGUCAAGAGAUCACUCAUGGAUCACAGGGAGACACAACAACAGAACCACCGCCACAGACUGUUUCUGUGGAAAUUGUUACCAUGGAUGAAAACAAUAACCUGGUCAUGGCAACAGAGACGGUCACACUAAAAUAUAAUUUUACUCAGCAUGGGACUGAAAUAGCAGCCAGUAUUGGAACCACAGAAAGAAUAUUUGCAGGUGCUGUGUCACAAUUACAAGCUGGAACAGAUGUGGCUAUUUUGCAAACAAAAGGAAAAACAGUUUUUAGUACCAUAGCCACUUCAGUGAAUUAUGGGGCUACGUCAGAGGAAAUUAAUACAGUGACAGAGAAAAACAUUUUUCCACUGACUUCAUCCUAUAGUCACUCAACCGUGAAUUCUGCAUUUACAGCAGUUUGGUCAGAAAAUGAAAAUGGGAGGAAUUCUGGGAAAACUCUGGGGACUCCAGGCACAUUACUCCCUUCCUACUCCUCCCCAACAGCUGUGCCUUCCACUCCAUGCAAAACCCAGACUGCCCCUACAAAGAUAAAAAGUAAUGAAUCUAAAGAUGGCAACAUAAUUAGUUUUAUGGAGCAAUCAAUGCAGCCAGUCUUGGGAAGUCAAUCUGUGGUAAUUGACGUAGAACUAAUGUCAGCUAACACUGACAGUGAAUCAAUGAUUUUGUCUGAUGCAACUUCAAAACAUGGCAGUGAUAUCCAAAAUUUUUUUCUGCAAGAAGGAACUCUGUCUGCACAUCAAUUUAUGUCAGAUUCUGUAAUGAGAAAAAGUGAUGCUUCCUUCCACUCCUCCUUAAAUUCUAUCCAAAUCGGUGACAGUGACUUUGAUGACUUCAUUAAUCUACUAUCUACUGAUUGCUGUUCUGAAACCAGUGAAGCAGUAUCCACAGAUAUCAUUACUUCCGGAAAACAAGUUUCAAGUCAAGUUGAAAAAACAUUAACUGAAUCAAAAAUGAUACCUAUUUCUCUCUUUUUUUCCUCAUCAGAGCUUUCUCAUGUAACACAACUAGUGAGCUCUGUUUCACAGAAGAGAAAUGAAAAAGUAAUUUAUAAUUAUCCAGAUGGGCUUUUCAUGCCACAUUUUGUUCAUGAGCCCGAACCAAAAGUAUCGUCAGAAACAUUCAGUCAUGAAUCUCAAGGCAGUUUGGUAGAAUUUUCUGACAAAUUAUUGAGUAAAAGUCUUAGUGAAGUAGGGACCCACUUUUCUCUUAGUGGUCUUAUGACAUCAUCGCAUGGUGCAUCAAUAUUUCUUGACAGGCCCAGCACAUCAGAAGUUCUGAGCUCUGUCUCGGGAUCAUAUACUGAUCUGUCAGUAGAGGUUAUCAAGACAACACCUGUACUAUUUUCUGCAACAGAACAUGUAGCCAUCAGUAAGAAGACAUUAGUGGAAUCCACUGGUGUAACAGUUUUAUCAAUGUCAGAACAGUCUCAAUCUAAUUCGAUAAGUGUGGCAACCAGAGAAAUGCCCACAAACAUUUCCCAAAGCUCACAAAGUGCCACUUUUAGUAAAAGGAAUGUAACUUUGUUUUCUGAAUAUUGGAAUCCCCCAGGUUUACUUAGCAGCACUGACAAUAAGUUUCAUGGAAGUCAAGAUUUAGAUGCUUUUUCCUUACACUCGAUUGAAACAACCACCAGUUUUCACACAUUUUCAAAAUAUGCAGAAUUUAGUAUGGAUGUAAAUUCUCAGAUUGAAGAAAGGAAAGGAAAGAAUAAUGGAACAUCAACCACAAGUGCUGAAACAGUAAGGGACUUUAACCAAAUUUCACAGCACCUGUCUACAGCGUUUCAAGAAGAAAGUUCUGGAGGUGGAAACAAAUCAUUGGGAAUGACCCUCAGUCCACCUGUUUCACCAGAGAGUGGUCCUAAUGACUUGGGGUUGACCACAGUGGUUGACCAUAACAACAUGGCCACAACAGUUUACAGAAGUGCAGUUGAUUAUUUUCAUUCACCAGUGUCUGACCCUGUGGUUUUUGGGCAGCAGACCUCCCUUCCUGUGAGACUAGAUCUAGAGGAAGAAAGCCCUGAAGUAAAGCCAGCUGCCUCAGAAAGCAAAUUAGCAAGUUUUAAAACAUUUGCCACACCUUUCUCAACAGCAGCAAUCCAGUCAGUUGCAGAAAUAACGACCCAUUCUGUUCAUUCAGAAUUGAUGUCACAGGAAAAUGAAGAAGGGAACAAUGAUUAUAAAAAAACCUUAAGUAUGGAUAGUGCAAUAAAAGUAAUGAUUUCAAGUUCUGUUACACCUGAUAUAUCCAAGCUGAUAUCUACUUCACUUCCUGUAACUACCAGUUCUUCAAUAUUACCUCAUAGUUCUGACAGCAUGUUGCCUCACUUGGAGGAUUUCGAUAAAAAAUCUUCUCCAGUUUACAAUCAAAUAAGCAGUGCCUCAGAGUCUUAUUGGUCUGUAGCAACAGUUGCUGAAAGUAUUUCAAGUUUUCAUACAGCAAGAGAAAUUCUCCAUGAUGUGCCUGAAACUGAUGAGUCUUCAAUGAUACAAUCAGCACCUAAAUCAUCAUUAUUUAAGGCUUUGUCGGGAUUUGAUGUGAUAUCUCAAAACACUGAGAGUAGAUUAUCAGCAGGGCAUGUUUCAUUACCAUCUACAAUAUUACCGUCAUUGUCUGGUUUGGAGCAGAGUGACUUACAAUCUAGUGAAACUAAAACAGGAUUUCUAGACAGUCAUUAUACAGGUUCACUAAGAAUACCAAUAAUGAAAGUUAGCAGCAAUUUUGAAAAGGGUUCAACUGCGUCAUACACACAUCCAGUCAGUCUUAUGGAACAUGAUUUUUAUACAUUCCUAGCUUCUAGGUCACGUGCACUUAAAUCGGGACAAUCAACUACUGUCCAGUUGCUUGAGCCAUCACAUCUUGAAGCAAUUGGAAUCUCAACAACUGCAAUGAACAACUCUGCAUCUACAAUUUUAUUUCACAGUACUGGGAUGUCUUUAUUUGAGAGUGAUGUGACAUUGCAUCAUUUAAACAGUUUACAUCAAUCACAUGUGUCUUCAAGAGAUACUGCUUACUCAACUUCCACAUUGGAAGGUUCAGUCCGUAGCAGUGAUCUAAUUUCAAGUCUUCCAAUGCAAACAGUUGAAAGUGUUUCAACACAGUCUAUUUUAACAGUGUCUUCAGACAGUUUCACUGAAAAAUUUACAUCUGUGCCUAUACAUUCAGCAAAAUUGAUAGACACUCCAUCAGUGGUAAGGUCAGAAGCAGGUUCAUUUCAUACAGAAAUUGAACAUGGAUCAUUAACUUCCAGCUGGAUACCAGACUUCCAUCAUGUCUCCAAUACAAUCUCUGAUCUGGUUCUCAGCUCACUGAAAUUCACUGCUUCUGAAACAAUCUCAGCCCAAAGAACAGAGACUGGAAGUGAAUCUAUAUCAGGGACACCCUAUGUGCCAAUUACAGAAUCUGUAUUUGUAAAUACUAGUAAAUUACCAGAUGCCACUCAAACCAACACUGCACCAGUGUAUUAUACUACACAAUUAAAAUUCACAGAGGAAAUGUCUCAUAAUAUAUCCAUGGAUACAGUAAGAUAUAUAUCCUCAUCAGACAGUUUGUCAGAUUUACCAGUAGAAGGGAUGCAUAGCAAUGAAAAAAGUUCACCACUUUUAAGCAGCAGUGUUAGUGAUAAUUAUAUAGUUUCAAGUUUAUCUGUUUUGCCUGGUUUUUCAUCAGUGAUAGGGGACAACAAUGACCUGUUAUCCCCUCUGAAAAGCACAAGUAGCUUUGUUCAGGAAUAUACCAGUAGCAGUGUUCAGCCAUCUGGCUCCUUAUUCUCAAAUGUUCUUCCUUCUUCAACAAGUAAUUUAUUCGUUGGAGAAGCAGGUUCAACACCAACACUUUUUUUAAGCAGUGGUUCAGUUUUGUUGACAACAUGGCCAGCAGACAUUGUACAUCAGUCAACAUUGGAAGAUUCCACACAGGAAGUUGAAUCAAUUCAAAAUGCAUCCAUCACAAAAUCAUCUGUGAUAUCUAUGGAAAUUAGCCAAUCUUUUAAUAAUUUAACAAAAGUUAACUUGCCUUUAAGCGGUAGCAAAGUAGAAAGUUUAGACAAUUCAGUGCCUUUCCUGUCAGAUAUCACUUCAUCAUUAUCACUAUUGUUUUCAUCAUCAUCAUCAUCAUCAUCAUCAUCAUCAUCAUCAUCGAUAUACAACAUUUUGUUCACUGGCACAAAUGCUGAUGGCAGAAGUUCAUCUGAUUCUCAUGUCAGUAGUAUUUCUGUGUUAGACAUAAUUAGUGCUCCUAGUAUGUCAACUGAUUUAGCACCAGCACAAAGUGAUGGGCUGAGAGAUGCUUCUGUUAAUGCAAAUUCUAAUGAAGGCACAUUAAGUCAUACUAGUAGUGUGUUGAAGUAUGACACAAAUUCCAUGGUUUCAAGUGAUGAAUUGUCAUCAGAAGCUGUGCAAGUGAAGUAA